Messenger RNA from Staurois parvus, 450 nucleotides. The record is from the annotation of a GenBank genome assembly. NCBI's taxonomy places the organism in Eukaryota, Metazoa, Chordata, Amphibia, Anura, Ranidae.
AUGUUUUAUUCUUUUCACUCUAGUAUCUUUCUUACUGCUAUCCUUGGCCUGCCAGAAGCCUUAAUCCCUGUCCAAUUGCUCUGGGUUAAUCUUGUAACAGAUGGAUUACCUGCCACUGCACUAGGAUUUAACCCCCCUGACCUGGACAUCAUGGAUAAGCAACCCCGCAAUCCUAGGGAACCACUAAUCAGCGGGUGGCUUUUCUUUAGAUAUCUUGCAAUUGGAGUUUAUGUAGGUCUGGCCACUGUGGGAGCUGCCACAUGGUGGUUCCUGUAUGAUGAAGAUGGACCACAGGUGACAUUUUACCAGCUGAGACACUUCAUGAAGUGUACCUCUGAGAAUCCAUUGUUUGAAGGAAUUGACUGUGAAGUGUUUGAGUCUCGCUAUCCCACUACCAUGGCCCUGUCUGUGCUGGUAACCAUUGAGAUGUGCAAUGCCCUCAACAGGUAA